This is a messenger RNA of Myxocyprinus asiaticus (Chinese sucker), 378 nucleotides long. RefSeq names its product urotensin 2, alpha (gene uts2a). Gene Ontology annotation, molecular function: hormone activity. The transcript has 4 exons. NCBI's taxonomy places the organism in Eukaryota, Metazoa, Chordata, Actinopteri, Cypriniformes, Catostomidae. Gene Ontology annotation, cellular component: extracellular region. Bases 1 to 378 code for a protein of 125 amino acids. Gene Ontology annotation, biological process: regulation of blood pressure; blood vessel diameter maintenance. The record is from RefSeq and is a predicted model, not a curated record.
AUGAUCUGUAACCUGCUUUUGUCCUGCUCUGUCCUCCUGCUCUCCUUCAGUCCUCUGCUAGCCCAUCCUGUAACAGACACAGCUGAGAUGGCUUACGCCGGCUUGGAUUCAGUGGAGGAGGCUGGAGCCGUCAGUCCAGACGAAUUCUCCAUCGCUGAUCUCAAUGAUCUCCUGCAGAGGGCAGCAGGUGCAGCACAUUCCCCGCUGCUCAGCCGAGAGAGUUUAAAAGUGUCUGAACAGAUUCCUAAAGAGGCCCUUAGAGAGGUUCUGUUAGAAAAACCAUAUCGCCUCAUCCCUCCAAAUGGUCUUAUAGGAACCAGGAGACAGUUCAGGAAGAGAGGAAGUGGUGCAGACUGCUUCUGGAAAUACUGUGUUUGA